AUGACAACGACACAGCGCCUCUCACCGAGGGCGGAACGCUCGCUGGACUCUGCAGACGACGCUCUCUCGCAAGAUGAUUCCUCGGACAUUUCAAUGGAACCUGACAGCCUGAGGAAAUUCUACCAUGAACAUUGCACAUAUUUACCGGCAAUGUUGGGAUGGUUUGCCUUUUCUGCCCUUCUGACUGCCUACAACAAAUAUGUCUUUGGAGAUGGGCAUAUGGCCUUUCCCUGUCCUCUCUUUUUAACGUCCCUUCAUUUCUUGGUGCAGUGGACCGUUUCGCAUUGUGUCUGUCAAUAUUUUCCGGAGACAAUGGGUAGAAAUUCAGUUAGUGAUUUGGAUUGGAAAACCUGGGCUCUCGUUUCGAUUCCUUGCGGGUUUGUAACUGCAUUGGAUGUUGGACUUUCGAAUCUAUCACUGGCGAUCAUUACCAUUACCUUUUACACCAUGGUCAAGUCUUCGGCCCCAGUCUUUGUUCUCGCAUGGGCAUUCGUUUUCAGAAUUGAAAAGAUUACCCUAAGAUUAAUUGGAGUCGCUGCUAUCAUUGCCCUUGGAGAGUUUGUCACCGUUGCGGGGGAAAUCGAUUUUGUUUUGAAGGGGUUCAUCUUGUGCUUAAUAGCAACGUGUUGUUCCGGAGCACGAUGGACUUUGGUCCAAUUGAAAUUACAAAAUAUGCAACCACCCAUGAAAAGUUCGAUUGCUACCAUGAGACUGCUAUCACCGAGUAUGUUCUUUGGCAUGUUGGUUAUGAGUUUUGCGAUUGAACAACCAUGGAAUGACUUUGCCCAAAUGGAUUCGAAUGCCUUGUUGCAGGUCUUGCUACUAGGUCUUGGUGGAGGUACAAUUGCCAUUGCCAUGAUUUUGUGUGAAUUUUAUCUGAUCCUUGAGGCCUCGGCCGUCAUUAUGAUGAUUGGUGGUGUGAUCAAAGAGAUGGUCACCAUUAUGAUCGGUGUCUCAGCGUUUGGGGACGACUUGAAUGCAACCAAAAUUAUUGGUAUGUGCAUAGUCUUUUCUGGUGUGAUCGUAUACAAAAUUUCAUUUCAUCGCGAGAAACAAGAGGAAGAGGCUGAUGGAAUCUACCAACCGAUUGUGCAAAUUUCUGAAAUUGAAGCAGAAGCAGAAGAAAUGGAAGAGGUCCGAGACAGCUCGGCUCGAAUAACGUGA
Messenger RNA from Cylindrotheca closterium, 1164 nucleotides. Lineage: Eukaryota; Bacillariophyta; Bacillariophyceae; Bacillariales; Bacillariaceae. The record is from the annotation of a GenBank genome assembly.